This is a messenger RNA of Grammomys surdaster, 1836 nucleotides long. Its product is annotated as zinc finger protein 501-like. Gene Ontology annotation, biological process: negative regulation of transcription by RNA polymerase II. NCBI's taxonomy places the organism in Eukaryota, Metazoa, Chordata, Mammalia, Rodentia, Muridae. The transcript is spliced from 3 exons. Gene Ontology annotation, cellular component: nucleus. The record is from RefSeq and is a predicted model, not a curated record. Gene Ontology annotation, molecular function: DNA-binding transcription repressor activity, RNA polymerase II-specific; RNA polymerase II cis-regulatory region sequence-specific DNA binding; DNA-binding transcription activator activity, RNA polymerase II-specific. The coding region runs from base 1 to 1836 and encodes 611 amino acids.
AUGAGUGCUUCCCUGGUAAACACUCCACAGGGUCUGUUAAACUUUAAGGAUGUGGCUGUGGACUUCUCACUGGAGGAAUGGGAAUGUCUCGAUUUUGCUCAGAGGGCAUUGUACAUGGAUGUCAUGUUGGAAAAUUACAACAAUCUAUUGUUUGUGGAAAAUCAUCGCAUAUGUGGAAUGUAUGAGAAAAUCUUAGAUCAAGACACACAGUACAUUGUCCAUGAGCAUGUGAAUAUCCAAGAAACGUCUUCUAAAUGCAGUGAACUUAGCAAUCUGAUUCAUGAAUCUACCCAAAGUACACCUCAUAAAACUCAUGACAGAGAUGCAUCUCUUCAAUUCUCAAACUUAAAAAUAUUUAAAACUGGAAACAGUGAAGAAGUUUACAAGUAUAACGAAUGUUCAAAUGGUUUAAGUGUGAGUUCAAUCAUUAGUCUCAAUCAAGGAAUCCACAUAGGAAAGAAAGAACAGAAUAGAAAUACAGAAUUUGAUAAAGUUUUUCUCUCUAAACAUAAAUCACUGGUGAAACAAAAUAAUAUUGGAGUGAAUCCUUACAAUUGUAGUGAACCUGACAAAUGUUUUACCCAGAAAGACAAUCUUCAAAGUAAGGAGAGCAUUUAUCAAGGAAAGAAACCUCACAAAUGUAGUGAAAGUGAAAAAUGUUUUACAGAAAAGUUUAGUCUUAGCAUGCAUCAGAGAUUUAAUACACAAAGGAAACUUUAUAAAUGCUGUGAAUGUGACAAGUGUUUUGCCCAUAAAUCCUAUCUUAGUGUUCAUCAGAGAAUUCAUACAGGAAAGAAGCCUUACAAAUGUUGUGAAUGUGACAAAACCUUUUCCAGAAAAUCUCAUCUUCGUAUUCAUCAGAGAAUUCACACAGGAGAGAAACCUUACAAAUGCAAUGAAUGUGACAAAUGCUUUACCCACAAGUGUAGUCUCAAAUUUCAUCGGAGAAUUCAUUCAGGAGAGAUAUCUUACAAAUGUAGUGAAUGUGACAAAUGCUUUAUCAGAAAAUCCAGUCUUAGUAUUCAUCAGAGAUUUCACACAGGAGAGAAACCUUACAAAUGUAGUGAGUGCUACAAACGUUUUACUGACAAAGUCAGUCUGAGAAUUCAUCAGAGAAUUCAUACAGGAGAAAAACCUUACAAAUGUAGCGAAUGUGACAAAUGCUUUGCCCAUUCAUCAAAUCUUAGUGUUCAUCAGAAAAUUCACACAGGAGAGAAACCUUACAAAUGUAGUGAUUGUGGCAAAUGCUUUAACCGACCAUCACAUCUUAGCAUUCAUCAGAAAAUUCACACAGGAGAGAAACCUUACAAAUGUAGUGAUUGUGGCAAAUGCUUUACCUGGAAAGUUAAACUGAGUAUUCAUCAGAGAAUUCAUACAGGAGAGAAACCUUACAAAUGUAGUGAAUGUGACAAAUGCUUUACUGUAAAAUGCAGUCUGAGAAGGCAUCAGAGAAUUCACACUGGAGAGAAACCUUACAAAUGUAGUGAAUGUGACAAAUGCUUUAACCAACCAUCACAUCUUAGGGUUCAUCAGAAAAUUCACACAGGACAGAAACUUUACAAAUGCAAUGAAUGUGACAAAUGCUUUACUGAAAAAUGCAGUCUGAGAAGACAUCAGAGAAUUCACACAGGAGAGAAACCUUACAAAUGUAGUGAAUGUGACAAAUGUUUUACCCGACCAUCAAAUCUUAGUGUUCAUCAGAAAAUUCACACUGGAGAGAAACCUUACAAAUGUAGUGAUUGUGGCAAAUGCUUUACUUACAAAAGCAAUCUGAGAAGUCAUCAGAGAAUCCAUACAGGAGAGAAACCGUGCAAAUGCCAUGAAUUUGAGAAAUAA